CCACACACCCUGUCCUGGGUGCUCCUGCUGCCUGCCAUGCUGCGUGGGCUGCUGCUGCUUGCCCUGCUGCUGGGGGCCGCCCUCCCUCGGCCCUUGCCCCAGAGGUUGAUGAUCCCCCUGCUCCUCCCAUACCUGAAGGUGCAGCAGGGCUCCUGGCCCAGCUGUGUGCUGGCUCUUGUGGGCCUGCCAAGCCCCCUGAGCCUGGCUGGGGACGAGUGGUGCUCAGCUGCCCCUCGCCUCUUCUUCCUCAGCAGCAGCUACUCGGUUCCUGAGGACUUCACCGCUCCCCUGGAGCUGCCGCAGCGGCACUUUGGCCUGGUGGACGACUACGGCAUCAAGCCCAAGCAGCCGCGGCUCAGGGCCCGGCAGCGCUCCGCGGGGCUGCGCCACGCCGGCAAAGCCAAACGCGACGAGCGGGAGCUGCUGGACUACUACGGGGAUGGGCAGCCCUGAGGCAGCCGGGCCCUGGGCCCAGCAGACACAGACACAAGAGGGGAGAGACAAGGCGGAGGCAGCUCAUCCUGGCACCUGCUCUGGCAGAGGAGAUACUGGAGGUCCCUGUUCCUCCCUGCCCAGCAGCAGUGGCCCCAGGGCCUGGCAGGGAGGUGAUGCCCAGCCAGGGCAAGCCCAGCUCCCAGGCAAGAGCCAGCAGCUGGGGCUUGUCAGUUGUAGCUGCUGUGUCUUCCCACGGCCAGAGUCCGACUCCGCCGCUGCGUUCCAAGUUCCCCCCACCCCACGGGCCUGAGGAGGAGAUGCCAUCACCUGCAGCAGGAAGGGCCUGAGCGUGCUGCUCUGGGAGAAUAAACUAAGUAUUC
Messenger RNA from Colius striatus (speckled mousebird), 815 nucleotides. RefSeq names its product Frey regulator of sperm-oocyte fusion 1 (gene FREY1). Bases 37 to 453 code for a protein of 138 amino acids. The transcript has 3 exons. Lineage: Eukaryota; Metazoa; Chordata; Aves; Coliiformes; Coliidae. The record is from RefSeq and is a predicted model, not a curated record.